This is a messenger RNA of Cynara cardunculus var. scolymus (artichoke), 2362 nucleotides long. Its product is annotated as mitotic spindle checkpoint protein MAD1. Gene Ontology annotation, biological process: attachment of mitotic spindle microtubules to kinetochore; mitotic spindle assembly checkpoint signaling. The record is from RefSeq and is a predicted model, not a curated record. The transcript is spliced from 16 exons. Bases 68 to 2230 code for a protein of 720 amino acids. Lineage: Eukaryota; Viridiplantae; Streptophyta; Magnoliopsida; Asterales; Asteraceae. Gene Ontology annotation, cellular component: mitotic spindle; kinetochore; nuclear envelope.
ACACAUACAAACUCUUGUUGAUUUCCCUUUCGAUAUUCGAAUCUAGGGUUCAUAACCGGAGAGAAAAAUGAUUGUCAGAACACCUCUACUUAAAAAACGAAGGCCUGAAACGACCGGUAACUCGGAGAGCCCUAACUCCGAUGGCAAUUUGGUUAUCUUCGAGGACCUGCCGGUCCCGGACCCGGAGGCAGAUCCCUCUCACCAACAUUCCGGUCAGAUGCUUUGCACAUACCAGUGCCGGCAAUUGGUCAAAGCAGAUUUCUUGGAUGCUUUAAGCAAUGCAGAGAAGCAAGUGCAGGACUCUCAAUCCAAACUUGAGACAAUGAAUGAUGACAUGCACAAAUCUGAAGCUGAUAGGAUGAAAUUUCGGGAUCAGCUUCUAUAUGCAGAACAAGAACUAGCUGCUGCCAAGGGACGUGAACAGGCUCUGCAAGAGCAGCUCUUGAAAGAGGUCAAUGAAUCUCAAGAGCGACUGAAAAAGCAAAUUCAUAACCAUAGUGAACUUGAGAUCAAAUUUAGAAAAGAAAUGGAUCUUCGCAAAAAUGCAGAAUCUUUGGUAGCCUCAGCUGAAGAAAAAGCAAGCCUUUUAGAGAGGAAAUUGAGCCAGGUCUCUGAAAGCAUAGAGAGGGAAAGAGUUCGUCUUCAGAAGGAUCUUACACAGCUUAAAGAAGAAUCAAAAUUGUCAAUUUCUAGAAUUAGUUCAGAUCUUGAAAGGAUGGAAUGCAAAGCUAAUAACUCUGAGAAGGAGGCAAAUCUUUUGAAGGAACAAUUGGAGAACCUUCAAAGACAAUUUAAUGAGUGCUUGCAUGAGAAGAAUGAAGUAGAGAAAAAACUUUCCACUUUAACAUGUCAAGAAUUUCCUUCAUCUGAUGACAACAUCUUGGUGAAGCAUUUGAGAGAAGAGCUCAGAAAUUAUGAAUCAGAAGUCCGUGAAGCUAGGAAAUGGAAAUCUUCUCAUGAGGACAUUGAGGUACUGAGGGAGAAAUUGUUGGAAGAGAAGGGCCGCAGAGAGAGGGCAGAGUCAGAGAUUUCUAAGCUAUCAGAGGAACAAGUGAACGGAAAGAUGUUGGAGGAUGAAUUGUCCUCUUGGGAAUCAAUGAUGAAGGAGAUUCCUGGUGUAACAUGUGCUGCUGAGAUACCUUUCAAGUUUGCAGCCUUGCAAAGGGAGGUUAUUGAAAGCAUGAUGAAGAUAGGGGAGGUCACUGCACGUUUGAAACAAGUARAGGUUGCUCUUGAUGCUGCUGAAAAUGGUAGGCAGAAUGCUGAAACAGAGGCUGCAUUGACCAAAGAGAAGGUGGAACUUUCGAAAUUGGAGCUCAAGCGAACUGAGUUAUUGCUUUCUUCAGUUACCGAGGAGAGAGACCGUUUGAAAGUUGCUGUUGAUCAAAUGAAGCAGCAGAAGAAUGUUGAAGUAGGGGUUGCAAUGAACGAUGGAACAGUUCAGGAGCUUGAGUCAUCUCUUGCCAUGAAGGAAGAUUAUAUAAAGAAGCUGGAGAGUUCUAUACUUGAGCAAAAAGAAAUUAAUGCCCGUCAGCAUAAUGAAAUAAAGGUGCUCAAUGAGAGGCUGAAUAGUGAAUCAAGAAGAAUAAAAUCAUUGGAGAGGGAGGACGAUCGUCUCCGCUCAGAGAUAGCUAUAUUGGAGUCGAAGGUUGGUCAUGGUGAUUUUUCAUCUGCAAGUACAAAAGUACUGCGUAUGGUGAACAGCUUAGCGGUUGACAGUGAGGCAAAACAAACUAUAGAGGCUUUGCAGAAUGAAUUACAGAAGACGAAAGAGAAAUUACAAGCCAUUGAGGAGUUGAAAAAACAGUCAGGUGAUGCUGGGACAUUAGUAGAUUCAUACAUUUCUGGAAAGAUAGUGCAGUUAAAAGAACAAAUUGCCACCCUCGAGAAACGUGAGGAAAGGUAUAAGACAGUUUUUGCUGAUAGAAUCUCUGUUUUCCGAAGGGCAUGCUGUGAACUGUUUGGUUACAAGAUUGUGAUGGAUGAUCACCAGCGAUCAGAUGGGAUCCCUGUUACACGAUUUACCCUUCAGUCUAUCUAUGCUCAAAGUGAUGAUGAGAAACUUCAAUUUGAGUACGAAUCAGGGAACACUAAAAUUCUGGGAAAUAACUACACGCAGCAGCCUGAGAUAUCCCAUCAGGUUGAGAUUUUUAUUCGGAAACUGAACUCGAUUCCAGCUUUCACUGCCAAUUUGACGGUUGAGUCUUUCAAUAAACGGACGCUAUCGUGAGACAAAGCAACUCGUCUCAAAUUUUGUACUGAACCCGAGAAACAAAUCAAUGGUGUUUUGGAUGAUAAAUGUUUAAAGAAUAUAUACCGAUAUCGGUUAAUGAUCAUAUUAAAAGCAAGUUGGUUUGGAAGU